Messenger RNA from Monoraphidium neglectum, 768 nucleotides. RefSeq lists its product as hypothetical. Bases 1 to 768 code for a protein of 255 amino acids. NCBI's taxonomy places the organism in Eukaryota, Viridiplantae, Chlorophyta, Chlorophyceae, Sphaeropleales, Selenastraceae. Gene Ontology annotation, biological process: zinc ion transport; transmembrane transport. The record is from RefSeq and is a predicted model, not a curated record. Gene Ontology annotation, molecular function: metal ion transmembrane transporter activity. The transcript has a single exon. Gene Ontology annotation, cellular component: membrane.
AUGCAGCUGUCGCUGUCGGCGCCGCCCUCGCCGCCGCAUACGCGCGGGGCUGUCGAGCCGGCAGCGUUGGCGCCCCUACUGCUCGGCCCCGCGGGCCCGGUGCUCCUGGGUCUGAUUGUCCACGCCGCCGCAGAUGGCCUGGCUGUCGGCGCCGCAGCGCUCGCGCGGGAGCCGAGCGUCGCGCUGACCGUGGCGGCGGCGAUGGUGCUCCACAAGGCGCCGGUGGCCGUCGGGCUGUCGUCGUACCUAGCGGCGUCCCGGUGGCCAUGGGCCGCGACCAACAAGGCGCUCCUCGCGUUCGCGGCCGCCUCGCCGGCCGCGGCCGCCGCGACAACCCUGCUGCUGUCCCCGGCGCCGGCGCCGAGUGGCGGCGCAGGCGCGAACGUGGCGCUCGCGUUGCUGCUGUCCGGCGGGACGGUGCUGUUUGCCGCGGCGGUGCACGUGCUGCCCGAGGCGCUCGCGGCAGCUGGGGCCGGGCACGCGCAUGCCGACGCUCACCCACGGCUGCAUGUUGGCAAGGGUGGCCCGCCCUCCGAGGCGGCAGAGCAGGCUAGUCAUGAUAUCGGCGACGAGGAGGAGCAGCGGGGUCUUUUGUCGGCGCCGUUGCAGCGCAGCGGCUCGGCCGGCGGCGGCGCAGGCGGCGCCGAGGGCGGCCGGCGAGACGUGCUGCUGUGGGUGACGGGGGGGAUGCUGGUCCCGCUGCUGCUGUCAAGUCUGAUUCAGCAUGACCACGGCCACGGCCACAGCCACGGCCACCACAACUUGUGA